This is a messenger RNA of Kuraishia capsulata CBS 1993, 1080 nucleotides long. RefSeq lists its product as uncharacterized. Gene Ontology annotation, cellular component: cytoplasm. The transcript has a single exon. NCBI's taxonomy places the organism in Eukaryota, Fungi, Ascomycota, Pichiomycetes, Pichiales, Pichiaceae. The coding region runs from base 1 to 1080 and encodes 359 amino acids. The record is from RefSeq and is a predicted model, not a curated record.
AUGGAUUUCUACGAACCGGAGAAAGAGUCCAUGGCAGACUCUACGGAGACGCUGAAGGCGAACACAAGUGACGCAGCCAAGCCUGCGCUGGAGGCUAACGUGGAGAAACUCUACGACAAUCUGGAGGCCAAGGGUAAGCGCGGCUGGAGUACAUUCAACGGUUUACUGAGCAACUUUCAGAAGAACUUGCCAGAUUACCUGGACCAGACCAAGACUCGUAUCGAGCAAACAAAACAGCAGUUGGAGCAAUUGGCGGUGGGAGAAAGCGGAGAGGGCUCCGACUCUACGGAGAAGCCAAAAAUCGUACCUAAGGAAUUGUUGAAGAACCUGUCCAAUGUCACAAAUGAGUAUCUGGAUGAACUUGAUGAUGACUUGCAGAAGAUUGAGACUUUGGGAAUUGGCUAUGCCACCAAGCUGGGUUCUUUUUUGAAGGAUGCCAUCAAGGUCCAGUUGCCUCAAGACAAUGCUUUUGAUGGGGACGAGACUCUGGAAAACUCUGAAGUGCUAUUUGGAGUUCCAGAAGAGGGAGCCUUCUCAUCACGCGCUGAAAUUCAACUUCAGGAGCUCAGAUCGUCUCAAGAGGUUUAUUUGAGAGAAUUGGAAGACCCAGAGGAUUAUGCUCAUUUCCUGGAGACGGAUAAGCCGUUUGAGCAAAACGAGAUUGAGGCCCUUUUCGCCGCGUUUACAUCUCUGAAAGCGGUGCAUGACUCGUUGGUUCCAGCCUCCAUUUCAAACGAGGACUUCUGGAGGAAAUAUCGCUACGAAAAGGACAGAAUCGUGAAGGAAGAACAGCGCAGAAAGCUUCUUUUGGAGAGGAGUAGUAAGUCUGCUCAAGAGGAGUUUGAUUGGGAUGAUGAAGAGGAGGAGGCUGCCAAGGAGAAGAAAAGUGAUGCUGGCGAACUUAAAGAGUCCACUAACGACUCAAAAUCUCAAGAGCACACUUCCAAAACCUCGCCUCGCACAUCGAGCGAACUCUCGUUGGAAAGCGCGUCCAGCUCAACGCUUGAGGUUGUAAGCUCGAAGAAGAGCAAAGAGCCCAAGCCUGCUGAGGAAGAUGAUGAAGAAGACGACUGGGAAUGA